Messenger RNA from Parus major (Great Tit), 2921 nucleotides. It is a transcript of the gene HJURP, whose product is annotated as Holliday junction recognition protein. Gene Ontology annotation, molecular function: histone binding. The record is from RefSeq and is a predicted model, not a curated record. Lineage: Eukaryota; Metazoa; Chordata; Aves; Passeriformes; Paridae. Bases 79 to 2355 code for a protein of 758 amino acids. The transcript has 12 exons. Gene Ontology annotation, biological process: CENP-A containing chromatin assembly. Gene Ontology annotation, cellular component: chromosome, centromeric region.
CGCGGUUUGAAUCGGGGCGCGAGCUGGUGGCCGGGCUGUGGCCGGCGCGGGGGUCCCGGGGCGGGAUCGCCCCGCACCAUGGAGCGGAAUACGGGGGUACGGGAGGGGCUGCGGCGCAGCAACGCCCGCUUCAUGGCCUCCAUGAACCGCAUCCUGGAGCAGUAUAAUCAUCCUUUUGUAGAUGACUUACUUGUUUCCAUGGAUACUCUCACUUAUGAUACACCUGACGGACCAAAACAAUGGGGGCAAGUGUCAAGGAAUGAUGUUAAAAAAUGGAAGGAGAAACUAUUUAAGAAGGAUAGACGAAGGAAUAGAGAAACAUCAAAGCAACAGAGCAGUGAUUUUGAAGAUGAACACUCAACAGUAGAUCAGGAAUCUUCUGAGAACUCUGGUGUGGAUACAUCUGAUAUAGGUGAAGAAAGGGGUGAUAUAGGCUCAGUAAGAAGAAAAUUUGAAGAAAUUGACCUCCAGGUAGAAUUUUUGGUGAAAGGUCAUCGUUUAACUUCGCCACUGCAAGAACUGUUCGACAAUCAAGCUGUUGUUUGCAGAAAGGAGCUAGAGUUGUCAAAUGAAAGUUCUUCAUCCAAAUAUCUACAGUUGCAGCAUUCUCAUGUUCCCAUUUCAUCAAAUACAAUAACAUCCCCCAGACAUCAACCUUUUCCAGAACUGAGCACAACUUUGUGUGAUAGCAUCCAUGGAGAAUACCUGCCUGCAGAUGAGGGAUGCUCCUGGAGCAAUACAACUCUCGCAGACUUGUAUCCCGCAAUGGUAGAGAUACUUACAAAGCUCAUGGCAAAGCAGUCUCAUAGAAGAGUGUUAAAGCACAUUUUUGGACACUUAAGGUCCAAGAGAUGGCAUUUUAGAAGACCAAAACUCAAUAUCACUGUAGACAAAAUGACAAGGUCCAGACCCUGUAAACUAAAGAGAGUAUUUCGCAGCCCAUGUAGCUGUAGAAGUGAAGACAACAACCAAGCACAUCUAGCUGUAGACGUGAAGACAACCAAGAAUCCAGCUUUUGGAAAUGAGAGCAGAGAAUUCUGUUUUGACAAUAGCCUCAUUAGUAAUUCUUCUGGUCUGGUUCCUUAUGCUUAUACUGAUACAAAUGAAAUCAAAAUGGACUACUCUGACUCAAACUCAGAGCAACAUUUGACAUCUAGAAAGGGCCAAGUAGUCUGCAAACACACUGCUUUUCCUGAUGUUAUGGGUAGAAUGGAAGAGACAUUUAUAGUUGAAGAUGAAUUGCAGCCUACUGCCUCACCAAAAAAUUCAGAAUACACAGGAAGUGAAAAAUUAGCUUACACAGAACCCAGUUUUAUAACAUCCACUGCCAAUUCAGAGUCAAGAGUGCUUCAUCUUGUAAAAGAGAGUAAGACUCAGAAAACCGACUUUUGUGUCGGUACCUCAGAAUUGUGUUCAUGUUCUUGUAGUUCCCCUGGCAAUAGUAACAAUUCUAUACCUAUUACAAAUUGUUCUCCUGCAAGAUCAUCAAAUACUGUGUUCAAAUAUCCCGAAAAAAUAAUUUCUGAAAGACAAACUUCUUUCCAGCACAAAGACUGGUUUUCCUCCUGUUUUACGAAGCAGAGUCCUUCAAAGAUGCCCAAUAAAUACAAAGAUGCAUUUGAGGAAUUCUACUACAAAGUGUGUUCUGAAGAAUUCCAAAAGCCUUUGACAUUGACAAGACCUCUUUUAAACUCUCAGAACCUUGAAGAGAAAGGAAGUUUAGUGAAACGCAGUUUAAGUGAUGUUGGGAGGUCCAUUAAACAGUGUGAUAAAGAAUUUGACAGGCUCUAUGAAAAACUGUCUAGGGAGUCUUUUCCAAAAUUUCCUGCGUUUCAGAGGGCUUCAAAUUUGCUAAAAUAUGAAGAAAUACAGAUGCCUGAAACUGUAAAUGCUCUUGUUAAUUCUCCUGUCCGAACUUAUUCUGCAAUUUCCAGAGUUAAAAGAGCAGGAAGUUCUCAAAACUAUCUUCCUUGUUCACCAUUAAAGCGACUGAAACUUACACCAGAACAUUGUUUUUCUUCAAGAAAAUAUCAGGAGAUUUUCCACAGUAAAACAGGUCCUCAAACAGCUGGCAUGGAUUUUCUGAGCACAUACAGCUGUAACAACUCCAGCUUUUUUAAAGAUCACAGCUAUCAUUGUCAGGGCUCUGGAUCUCAUGAUUCUUCAGAUAAAACUUUUCUUUGUAUUCCUGGCACUUCCCUGCAAGAAUCUAGGACUGCAAGUGAACACUAUGGGUGGCCUGGGGCAAUGGAGAAUUGCAGCUCUCCCAGAAAUGUGAGGAAGUAUCACUCAAGGGUAUACAGAAAACUAAGCUACACUGAUGAGAAAGAACAAUUGUAUGAAUCCCUUCGAUGACUCUGGGUAAAGCUCACCAAGAGGCAUUCAUGGACAGCUACAGAUAAAGCAAUUUUAUAUAGGUUGGGUUUUAUUCACUAUUGUUUCUUCUAAGAGUCAAGCAUUUAUAAUUAUAUGUAAGCAAUACACAACUUGUUCUGAUUUAUACUUUGCUGUUAGAUAAAUCCUUGGGAAACGGUUUGUCCCUUUUGACUGGGCACUUCUUACUUAAUUUGUGGCUAAGUUGGAAUUUUAUAUUUGAUAUUAUUUUUAAUAACAGAUUGUUCUUUUUACUUGCUAAUAAGCUUUAAUUCUUACUGUAUUAAUAAGGAACAAGCUCAUUUCCCUAAAUUGCUGUCUUUUCAUGCUUUUUUGAAUGUAUCAGUACAGACCCCAGAUCACUGCUAUAUGCUAUAACCUGAGUCUCUAUGCAAUGUUAAUAUUAAAAUUUUCAAAGUAGAUCACCAAAGUUGAUCGUUCAAUAAAAUCUUAUACUUUUUAGUAGAGCUGGUAAUUCUGUUCCGUAUUUUGACAGAAUUCUACCUGACACAAUGUAUUUUCUAAAUAAAAAAACUGUUCUGAACAAA